Microthlaspi erraticum is the source of this 1545-nucleotide messenger RNA. NCBI's taxonomy places the organism in Eukaryota, Viridiplantae, Streptophyta, Magnoliopsida, Brassicales, Brassicaceae. The record is from the annotation of a GenBank genome assembly.
AUGAGCAAAAGGAAAGCGCAAGGUGGACUAGGCUUCAAGGACAUCGAAGCUUUCAACCUAGCUCUCUUGGGGAAGCAACUUUGGCGGAUGAUGACCCAACCAAACUCUCUAAUAGCGAAAGUGUUCAAAGCACGCUACUUCCAAAAAUCAGAUCCACUACACGCAAAACUUGGAUCAAGGCCUUCCUAUGCUUGGAGAAGCAUUCACGCAUCACAACAAUGGAUCAAAAAAGGAUCAAGAAAGAUCAUUGGAGAUGGGGCAAACACCUCUAUUUGGGAAGAUCACUGGAUAGACCAAAAACCAGCAAGACCUAUACUCUCGACGCUAUGCAAUCCAGAUCAGGUACCACCCCAACACUCGAAAUCCUCCUUGGUGAAAGAUCUGCUAAUCCCUGGAAGUAGAGUAUGGAACGAGGAAAUUAUUAGGGAUUCUUUUGGAGAAGAGGAUAGAAAAAGAAUUCUGGAGAUAAGAGCAGGAGGACCGAAUAGUACUGAUUCUUAUAGUUGGGAUUAUACCAAAACUGGGCACUACACAUUCAAAUCAGGGUAUUGGGUCAUUACAAAUGUACCACCGAACCCAAUGGUUGAUCAAGAACUCAAUCAGCCGAGUCUAGACACACUCUUCCAAAUGGCGUGGCAAUCGGACGCAAAUCCAAAAAUCCACCAUUUUCUUUGGAAAUGCUUGAGUAACUGCAUCUCAGUUGCAGGGAAUCUCAAGAAACGACACAUACUCAAAGACUCAAGGUGUAUGAGGUGUCACGCUAAGGAAGAAACAGUAAACCACAUGUUGUUCGAAUGUCCCUUUGCCCGACUGGUGUGGGCACUCUCAGGAUUUCCAGCACCGCCAAAUGGAGAAAUGGCCUCCUCCUUUUAUGCCAACUUCUUCCGAGUCAUGAAUGUGGCAGUAGAGCAUCCACAGGCGACGGGAAUGGAGAAUUUGGGGCCUUUGGAUUUGGACGAAUGGACUAAUAGAGUGGAGAAAAACAGUCAGAGCGGAACUCCCAAAACCAAUCCAGGAACCCAAGCUUCACAUCGAGAACACUGGACCCCACCUCCCGCCGGAUGGUUAAAGUGUAAUGUUGAUGGAGCAUGGUCACACAGAGGGGAUCACAGUGGCGUUGGAUGGGUUUUAAGGGAUGAUAAAGGUAAAGUGUUGUGGAUGGGAGCAAAGAGGAUUCACAAGACACAAACGGUUGUGGAGGCUGAGUUGGAAGCUCUCCGAUGGGCUGCAGAAUUCGUAACAAGCCUCAGGUACCAAAAUAUCAUCUUUGAAUCUGACUCAAAAGAAGCCGUUGAAGUUAUAUCCUUUGAAGAUGAUUGGCCUAAAUACAGAGCAGUAGCACAAGAUCUUCGGAAAACGCUCAAGAAUCUCUGCAACUACAAAAUUGUCUUCCAUUCACGAGCAGUAAACAUGGUAGCUGAUAGAAUAGCGAGGGAGACUAAUACUUAUGUGGAUUAUGUCCCCAAGGUGUAUUCUAUUAGCCCAAAUUGGAUUAAAUCCUAUGUUGCAAAGGAUACUUUAAGUUGUAAUGUAUCUUUGGAAUAA